Calliphora vicina (urban bluebottle blowfly) is the source of this 1520-nucleotide messenger RNA. RefSeq names its product NKAP family protein CG6066. NCBI's taxonomy places the organism in Eukaryota, Metazoa, Arthropoda, Insecta, Diptera, Calliphoridae. The transcript has a single exon. Gene Ontology annotation, molecular function: chromatin binding. Gene Ontology annotation, biological process: regulation of gene expression. The coding region runs from base 74 to 1462 and encodes 462 amino acids. The record is from RefSeq and is a predicted model, not a curated record. Gene Ontology annotation, cellular component: nucleus.
CGUUUAUAGUUUAUUGAUGGCUUGUAAAAAUAAAUUAUUUAAGAAAUUUAAUUAAAUAAUAAUAAUAUUCAUAAUGAGAUCGCCUACUAGAUCCAGAAGUAGACAUAGAUCUCCAGAAGAACGCCGCAGACGUUCCACGUCGAGAGAGCGCAAAGAAAAAGAUCGACGAAACAGACACUAUAGAAGUAGAUCUAAAUCACCGCAAAGGAAAAAAAGUCCCAACCGUAGGGAAAACAACCGGCGCAAUUCGCGCAGUACUUCGCCAUCUGCUAACAAAAGUAAAAAUCAUUACAGAAAAAGUCCCAGCAGAAGAGAGAGCAGGCGUUCACGUAGUAAAGACAGGCGCAGGAGUGCUUCCAGCAGUUCAUCAGAUCGUAGUCGUAGUUCGCAUAAAAAACCUGUGGAACGAUGGCCCAAUGAUAAGUAUCAUGAAAAUAACCACAGAGAAAGAGCUAACAAUCCAUUUCGUGGUCAACCUUCGGCUUCUUUUCCACAAGAGGAAAGAAAACGUCAUGGCGUGGGUUUUCGACCGAAUGGCCGAAACGACAACAAAUACAACAAAGUAGAUGCAAAAUAUAUGACACAGCGGCGGGGAGAACGUGAAGUAAUAGGCAUAGAAGGAGUAGAAGAGAUAUGGGGAAAAAGUCCAGCUCGUCCUGAAGUUUAUUCCGAAGAUGAGGACGAUGAGGAUGUUAAACUUUUAGAGCACACCUACCAAGGACCCAAGAAGAAAAAAUCCAAAAAGGGUAAAAAGAAGUCAAGUAAGAAAUCGAAGAAAAAGAAAACCAAGAAACGAAAGAAGUCCAAAAGUAAGAAGAAGAAACAGAAAACUUCGUCAGAUUCUUCAUCGGAAGAUUCAGAAUCUUCAUCAUCAAGUUCAAGCGAUUCAUCUGAUAGCGAUACCUCCAGUGAUGAUGAAAUGUGGGUAGAAAAAACAUCUGAUAAUAUGAAUAAAUCGUCAAAAACAAAAAAAUCUAAAAAAAUUAAAAAACAAAAGAAAUCGAAAAAAUCUGAAGAGUUUGAUGAUAAAUAUCAUGCAAAAGCCAAUUCUUCGAAACAUACCCACAGUCAGGGACAAGAAGAAGAAGACGAGUUUGGUCCUACAGUGCGCCAAACAGGCGGACUUAAUCAAAAAGACUUUGGGCGUGCUUUGCUGCCUGGUGAAGGUGCUGCUAUGGCAGCUUAUAUAGCCGAGGGCAAACGCAUACCACGUCGUGGUGAAAUUGGUUUAACAUCUGACGAGAUUGCCACCUUCGAGUCGGUCGGCUAUGUCAUGAGCGGUAGCAGACAUCGUCGCAUGGAAGCUGUACGUAUACGUAAAGAGAAUCAAAUUUAUUCGGCCGAUGAGAAACGUGCACUGGCCAUGUUCAGCAAGGAGGAGCGACAAAAGCGUGAAAAUAAGAUUUUAUCACAAUUUAAGGAUAUGAUUAAUUCAAAGUUACAUGCUAAGGAAAAGAAAUAAACAUAUGUACAUAGAUUUAGAUUUUAUCAGAAAAUACAACAACUUUUGUAAAAAUUUA